AAACUGAAUACACAUCUGUGAUUCGGCAGUCAGUUUAGGAAGGUGAUAGUGUGAGGUUUUAAUUAUGUCCUCUUGGUCUUCAGAACAUGUUUUCGAACAUCCAUGGGAGGAAGUUGUGAGAGCAGCUUUCCGUAAAUACCCCAAUCCAUGUAACCCUGCAGUAUAUGGUGUAGAUGUUGUAGAUCGUACAGUUUGUCCAAAGGGAACCAUACAGACCCAUCGUCUGCUUUCCACAGAAUUCCCAUUACCUGAUGUAGCUGCCCGGAUAAUUGGCACACCAGAGAAAAAUUUCAUCAGUGAACACUCAACAUUAAAUCCCAGAAAUAAACUGUUGAAAUUAGAAUCCCGUAAUCUUUUAGGAGCCAGUAGUCAUGGAAUGCAUAUCAGUGAGCACUCCAAGCUUGAUACAACACAGUCCACAUUCAGGCUUCAGUCUAAAAAUCUGACUCUGGGACAUUUAGUGUCAGUUCAUGAACAUUUGGAGUAUUUUCCCCAUCCACAAGACAAGUCCAAAACCUGUCUGAAACAACAAUCCGUAGUCAAAGUGAAUGUGCCUUUUUUGUCUGGUUACCUGGAAAAACUCCUUAUAGAAAACUUUGAAAAAAAUGCACAGAAGGGAAGAAACGGAAUGGAGUGGGUUAUGAACAAGAUAAAGGAAGAAGACUCUAACAAGGUGAAAUUCGAGACCUCACCAGACAUUUUAUCACAAAUAGAAACGAAAUUCAAGAAAGAAGCUGAGGAUCUCAAACAAAGUAUGGACAGUUUUCUUAAGAAUGCCCAAGCCACUGGAUCACCGCUUUGAUGCUGGGGAACAUUAGGUGUAAUCAUAUUUAUUCUGGCCCUCUGGAUGAGAAAUUUUAUGGACGCAACAAUCUUGGAUCUGAUCCAUAUUUGUAUUGCAGCUUGUUUACUCUGUAUGACUAGGCCAUUUUAUUUUGUAGCUAUAUUUUCUGUGAUAUAUCAUGACCAUAGGAUGUUUAAUUGCAUUGCCUCCUCAGGGUUAUCAUCAUAGGAAACAGAAAUCCAUCCAGGCCUUUUAUUUCUCUUCUAAUUACUAGGGGUAGGUUACUAGGAGAAUUAUUGUGUGCUGUUUUAUUUCUGUUGUAUUAUAGGAAUCUCAGAUCCAACAUUCUCCUCUACAUGGCACAUGAAGUACGAUGGUUUACUGAAUCAUGAAUAUACAUUAUAUUACAGAAAAAAUAUCAAUGGCAGUAAAAUGUUUAUUCAUUCCUCAGCAAUUUUUCGGAACUUAGUUGUUGGUGGUAUCUUAAUGCCAGAUCUCAGCUUUAAAUGUAUGUACAUGUUGUUCUAAUGUUUCAUGUUCACCCCGAAUAAAUUUGAAAUUUUACUGAACAAAUUGGGCAUUUAAAAGUACAGCUGUUUUUAAGCAUUUCAAAAAAAUGCCUCAAAAUUUUAAUUGCAAGACCAAUGUAAAAAUUCCUGUUUUAUUGAAUAGCUUGAUAUAUGUUUACAUGUGUUUUGUGUCAUCAUUAUUGUCACACCUUUUGUUAUCAUGUUGCUAUUAAAGUUUGGAAAUUUCA
Molecule: messenger RNA, 1541 nt
Organism: Saccostrea echinata
Lineage: Eukaryota; Metazoa; Mollusca; Bivalvia; Ostreida; Ostreidae
Product: PRELI domain containing protein 3B-like
Exons: 7
Coding region: 65-802 (245 amino acids)
Biological process (GO): phospholipid transport
Cellular component (GO): mitochondrial intermembrane space
Molecular function (GO): phosphatidic acid transfer activity
Source: RefSeq, a predicted model, not a curated record